This is a messenger RNA of Dromaius novaehollandiae (emu), 2211 nucleotides long. RefSeq lists its product as uncharacterized. Bases 126 to 1157 code for a protein of 343 amino acids. Lineage: Eukaryota; Metazoa; Chordata; Aves; Casuariiformes; Dromaiidae. The transcript has a single exon. The record is from RefSeq and is a predicted model, not a curated record. Gene Ontology annotation, molecular function: nucleic acid binding; RNA-DNA hybrid ribonuclease activity.
AGCUAAAGGCACUCCAGGAUGCAUCAGAGCAAUAGCAGCUACUGCAGCUCUUAUUGAAAAAAACACGACCUGUAGUUUUGGGUCAUUCAUUGACUGUGUAUGUGCCACAUGAAGUAGAACUGUUAAUGAAGCAAUAUGCGACUCAAGCACUAUCCCCACAGAGAGCUCACCGCUAUGAACUGAUAAUACUGCAUGCAGAUAAUGUGACUUUAAAAAGAUGCAAUAUUUUAAAUCCAGCAACACUAUUGCCUCUACCGGAGGACGGAGAGCCACAUCAUUCCUGUGAGCAGGUGGUCGUCAGCUCGAGCAAGCCCUGGGAGGAGCUUAAAGAUGAACCUUUGGAGAACCCGGACUUAGUUCUGUUUACAGAUGGAUCAUCCUAUUAUUUGGACGGAAGACGUCACUCCGGCUAUGCUGUCACUAACAUCUUUGAGGUGCUCGAGGCCAAUCCUUUGUCUCCAUCAGUAAGUGCUCAAGGAGCAGAAUUAAUAGCAUUGACCCAAGCAGCAAAAAUAGGUAAGAACUUGCGGGUAAAUAUCUAUACCGACUCUAAAUAUGCAUUUGGAGUGUGUCAUGCAACAGGGAUGUUAUGGAAAGAACGAGGAUUCUUUUCGUCAUCAGGAAAGAAAUUAGCUAAUGGAGAAAAAAUACGUAAUUUGCUGGAAGCAGUUCAACUGCCCAAAGAAAUUGCUGUAAUACACUGCCCAGCCCAUACUAAAGACACUACAGAAAUUAGCAGAGGAAAUGCUUUAGCCGACGCUGCUGCAAAAGCUGCAGCUCGACAGCCUCUGAAAGAAUGUAUGGGGGCAGUUCCAAGGAUGGACCAGAGUGAGUGGCCAAACUUAAUAGACCCCAAAACUAUGUAUGAAAAAGACUGCUCAGUGGAAGAGAAAAAACAAUGGGAACAGUGGGAAGCAAAACAAAGUGAUGAUGGAAUAUGGACAAUUGGGGAAAAACCAAUUCUACCAAAAAAAUAUUUAAUUACUAUAGCUAGGUGGUUUCACGAUAAAGCUCAUGGGGGAGCCGAGGCAAUAGCUAAACAGGUACAGAAAGUAUGGGCUGCUCCAGGAAUUUAUGCAGCUGCUAAAAGAAUAACAAAUAGCUGCCCGACCUGCCAGAAGUUUUCAAAUAACAAGCUGUGGCGGACAGAUGAGUGAACUUUUGCCUUAAACAUUUCUUGGUACAUAAGGUGCAAGCAAACCAAAACCCCAAACAAGCCAUCUGUUCCCAGCGGAAACAGGACUGAGCUGCUGCGACCCCUGAAAUGGUCUCCCUGCGACCAUUCGGGACACACCGAGCCUGCGCUGAACCGGACCACGAUCGGACAGAGACUUUGGGACCUGGACUGCAAAUUACUGCCGCUUAACACAACUUUUAUAAAACUUGCUUAGCCGCACUCCCUAGUUCAGUGAGAAAGGGCCCCAGAGCUGGUGCAGACUGGAAAGAUAAGGGAGUUACAAGCAGUUUGCAUUCCUAUGCGUCACACUCCAGGAGGGAGGAUGUCAAGGCUUUGAAAUAAGGCCUGCUUGGGCGCCAGGACCCUGGGAAACACAGCCUCCCCUCACUGCUGAAACAGUGUUAAUUAGGGGGGGUCUGGAUUAUAUCCUCCUCGUCAGGACCUUGGAAGAUAACACCUAUUGUCACUGCUGGGGCAGUGCUAAUUGCUGGAACAACACCUGUUGGUCAGGGCCCUGAGAAAGAAGGGCAGAACCCGAGGAAUCAACACAUUUGUCAGCAGAAACCGCAACAGUAAAGAUAAGGGAGAAAAGCAGCCUGCCUGGGAACAACGAUGAGACCCAAUAGGGAGCAGGAGACCCCAGACCCAAAAAUUACUAUUGGUCUGAACUACCGCGUGAGGGGCGGGAAACUUAAUUUGAAAAAAGCUAUAAUUGCCCAGGGAUUUCUUUGUUCAGGGUCCCUCUUUGGAGGCACCCAACUCGAGCUGUAACUACUGCACGUGUGUCAUUCCAAACUUUUCAGCGGGAACCUAGGGUCGGACCCUGCUCGAGUUGUAAUUACUGCACGCGUAUCGCUAAAAUUUACACCCAGGGUGAAGAGGACCAACGGGACGCCGCUGGAUCCACGGGUGGUGAUAUCUCUUUCUCUCUCCCCCUUUUCUCUCUCUCUCUUUCUCUCUCUCCUCCCCUUCGCCUUCUCCCCCCACCUUUUCUCCCCACUCCGUGGAAAAUAAAGUUAAAAGGUUGUACGAUA